AUGGAUAGGCACCUCGUCGUUCUGCUAACUGUCACCAUCAUCUGCGCGGUACUUGCGCAGGAAGCCACUGCAGAGCGUCGCCAAGUCUUUAUAGCAGCAGACAAGGUCUGGUGGAGCUACGUGCCGUCUGGUGCAAAUUUGUGCAGUGAUGCACCUCCAAACAAGACUGAUCAUAGUCCAUUGUACACCACCGAGGGAAUCGGUCCCUCAUACUUGAAGGCCCAGUACACCGAGUACACGGACGCAACUUUCGCGGUGAAGAAACAAAGAAGUGACGAGGAGGCACACCUCGGACUUCUGGGGCCCAGAUUAUUCGCAGUGCCUGGGGAUGUGCUGGAAAUAGUAUUUAGAAACAACCUGAACACCUCCACAAACAUUGUGCCCUCUGGAGUAAUCACAAAUACAACUGCGGCUGCAGAGCCUGGACAGACAGCCUUCUACGAAUGGAAAAUCGGGCAGGAGGCGGCGCCAGGCGGGCAGGAGGUGACGUCAUCGAAGCUCUGGCUGUACCGCAGCACAGUGGAUAUGGUGGGGGACGCAAAUUCUGGCCUUUUGGGCCCGAUCAUUGUGACGCGGGCAGACGCCGCCCUGCCCAAUGGGCAGCCCCGGGAUGUCGCCCAGACCUUCAUCGCCAUCUUCCAGGUGCUGAAUGAGAAUGACAGCCCCUUGUUGAACGAGACGCUAACAGCGCUAACGCUGGAUGAGACGGUUGGCAUGAGCACGGACGACUUUGAGGAGUCCAACAAGAAGCACUCCAUCAAUGGGCUGCUCUUUUGCAACACGCGCGGCUUCAACAUCACCCUGGGCUCCAAGGUGAGGUGGCACGUGGCGGCAGUGGGCAACGAGGUGGACCUGCACAACACCCACUGGCACGGGAACACACUCCUAUGGGAAAAUCACAAUGCAGACCAGCUGAGUCUGCUGUCUGGGAGUGUGAGGACGGGAGACAUGGUGGCUGACAACCCCGGCCAGUGGUUUCUGCACUGCCACGUGAACGAUCACAUCACCGCGGGCAUGAAGACCGUCUACGAAGUGACCGAGGGCCCCGGCAGUGCGGCCGCGCUGGCUAGGAUCAACAGCUCGCCGCUGAAGGGCGUCACGCGUGACUACUACGUAGCUGCCGAGAAGGUGCUGUGGGACUACGCGCCGCUGGGAGGAGACGCAUGCAGCGGCAGCCUGCAGCCGUUUACGGAGGCCGGCGCAAUACGGGCCGAGAACAACAUUACGGCGGGGCAGGCCGGCAGCCGGCGCUACCGGGCGAUGUAUGUGGAAUACACCGACGCCAGUUUCACUGUGAAGAAGAACCGCACGGCGGAUGAGGCGUACCUGGGCAAUCUGGGCCCGGUGCUGCGCGCGUCGGUGGGGGACACGAUGCUGGUGCACUUUCUCAACCGGCUGCCGGGUCCAGUCAGCGUGCACCCGCACGGCGUCUUCUACAACAAGAGCUCCGAAGGCGCCCUCUACAGUGACGGGACCACCGGUGCCGACAAGGCGGAUGACUCAGUGGAGCCCAACGGCACACACCUGUACACGUGGGAGGUGCGCGAGCGCUCGGGCCCCGGCCCGGCCGACCCCAGUAGCGUCGUCUGGAUGUACCACAGCCACCACUGGGAAGUCGCCGACACCGUAAGCGGCCUCUACGGCGCCAUGAUCAUAUCCCGCAAGGAACUGGCGCGGCCGGACGGCUCGCCAAGGGACGUGGACCGAGAAUUUGCGCUUAUGUUUGCAGUCGCACACGAGCGGAAGACUUUCUUCUCAGCCGAGAACGUUGCAAAGUUCCUGCCCGGGACAACGCUGGCCAACUCGACAGACCAAGACGACCUCGAGACCAUGCUGAUGGACUCGGAUGACUCAGAGAAUGAGUCAGACCUUUUCUAUGCCAUAAACGGCAUGAUGUUCUGCAACCUGCCCAAGAUGAUGGCCAAACAGGGGGAGCGAGUGCGUUUCCACAUAUUCACCCUUGGCACCGAAGACGACCUGCACUCGCCCUCUCUGCUUGCAUCCAGCUUCCUGGCAGACGGGGAGAGGAAGGAGUCGCUGCAGCUGAUUCCUGGGGCCAUGCACAGCCAGGACGUGAUUCUGGACAGCGCAGGAGACUACCUGAUGCAGUGCCGUACCACCAACCACUUUGACAAGGGCAUGUCCGCCCUCCUGGCAGUCGCACCCUCAGGUGCACGCCACUGCUCUGCAUCAUCGCUUCUUGGCGCCAACCACAUGCACUUCAUCCGCGCAGAGCCGGUGGCCUGGGACUUUGCACCCGGCGGCCUCGUGGACCAGUGCACAGGGGAGCCGCUCGAUGCAGACACCUCUAUCUACGCGGAUCCGGCCGGCCCGGGCCUGGCUGGCAACAUCACAAAGGCGCUGUACCGCUCGUACAGGGACGCCAGCUUUGCUCAGGCGCUGCCGCAGCCGGCGCAGCACGGCAUCCUGGGGCCAAUCCUGCACGCGCACGUCGGCGACAACAUUACCAUCGUCUUCCAGAACGCGCUGCCGUUCGCGGUCAAUUUGCAGCCGGGUGGCGGCCUGCUGCAGCUGCUGCCGGCGGGGGGCGCCGUCGGUGCGGCGGGGGGUCCGGUGCCCCCCGGCGCCACCGUGACCUACGUAUGGGGAGUCCCCUCCGCCGCUGGCCCCGGCCCAGCCGACUUCUCCACCGUCGCCUACACGUACCACAGCGGCGUCGAUCCGACCGCGCACGAAAACGCGGGGCUGCUCGGCGCUGUGGUCAUUGCGAGAAGGGGUGAGUAUGUGGAGUUCCCUCUGCUGUUUAACAUCCAGAACGAGGGCCUGAGCGCGAUGCUGCAGGUCAACCUAGACGCUGCCGCCGCCGCCGGUCGCAGCCUCAACACCUCCGACCCCGACUUUGAGGAGGCGAACAAGAAGCACUCGGUGAACGGGUUCCUCUUCUGCAACAUGCCGGACAUCAUCGUGCCCGAAGGCGCCAAGCUGCGCUUGAUCCUGAUCGGCGCUGGCGACGACACCGACAUGCACACCCCCGGAUUCACCAACCUCAUUCAGAACACACCCUCCGGCGCCAGCUAUGUGGUGGAACUCUACCCUGGGCAAGCCCGCGUGGUGGGCAUGUACGCCGAUGUGCCAGGCCGGUGGGAGUUCCGCUGCAACGUUCAGGACCACUUCAGUGCCGGCAUGAAGGGGGCUCUCACCAUCACAUCAACCCUCGGUGACACAAGCACAGGGGGGUUCCCUUCCUAUCGUCGCCAUCUCCUGUGA
Molecule: messenger RNA, 3228 nt
Organism: Coccomyxa subellipsoidea C-169
Lineage: Eukaryota; Viridiplantae; Chlorophyta; Trebouxiophyceae; Coccomyxaceae
Product: Cupredoxin
Exons: 20
Coding region: 1-3228 (1075 amino acids)
Molecular function (GO): copper ion binding; oxidoreductase activity
Source: RefSeq, a predicted model, not a curated record